CAGGCGCAGUCCGCGCACCUUCUGCAAGCCUGCCGGGCGCCGGGGUGCAGUCGGACUGGGUGUCACUUGACCCAGCAUCUGGCCAACUCUUCUGUUCAGCCUUGUCCUUGGGGAAGAGGGAGGGGCAAGAGAGACGGUUCCGAGGCGCCAUCAAAAAAAGAACGUGUAUUUUUCUGAAAGCCAUGCUCCUAGAAUUUGGGGUGUGCCAGUCUCUGGCAAAGGGCGGAAACCCUAGAUGUGCUACAGAGUCAUCCCGCCGCGGGAUUCCGGUGUCCGCUGUGCUAGCGGGAGUGGGCCUGCUACUGGCCUUUCUUAGCACGCUUGGCUGCUGUGUACGGGCCCCAGGUUUGAACAUGGCAGAAGAGGACAACUUGGUGUCAGUGGAUUACGAAGUUUUUGGGAAGGUGCAAGGGGUGUUUUUCCGGAAAUACACUCAGGUAUCAAUGAGUUUAAAGGGAUUUAAGUCAUACACAGAAUGUUCUUCAGCCACAGUGGAACUAAAAUCCAAACCUUUCUGGAAAGAUAACUGGAAAACACCAAACUAUUCAGAAAGUGUAAAACACAUGUUUUUCCCCAUAAAAUUGUGGUAAAAUACCACAGUUGUAAAAUUCACUAUUUUAACCAUUUUAAAAUGUAUAAUUCAGUGGCCCUAAGCCUGUUCACAUAUUGUUGGGCUACCAUGACCAGGAUCAAUCUACAGAACUCUUUUUAUCUUGCGAAACUGAAAUGUAGUACCCGCUAACCAGUUAACUCCCUGUUUUCCCCUCCCCCUCAGCCCUUGGCAAUCAUGAGUCCACUUUAUGAAUCCAACUCAAAAAUGACAUGAUGUAGUGUUUAUCCUUGUGUGACUGGCUUAUUUCACUUAGCAUCGAGGUUCAUCCGUGUAUUGUGAGUCAGAAUUUCCUUUUAAGGCUGAGUAAUAUUUUAUUAUAUAUUCUCAGUGUGGUUUUCAUUUACUUUCUAAUGACUGAAGAUGUUGAGCAUCUUUCCAAUGUGUUUACUGGCACAUGAGCUUUUCUCAUGUGUCUUCUUUGGAGAAAUUUCCUUUUUAGGAGAAAUUUCAAUUUAAUUUCUUUACCAGUUUGUUAAUUUUUGUGUUAUAAGAAAAAUUCUUAUAUAUUCUGGAUAUUACUCUUAGUAGACAUAUGAUUUACAAAUAUUCCUCCCAUUCUAUAAAAAGGGUUUUGUUUUUUUUUUUGGUAUGGGGAUUGAAUUUGCAACCUUGCACUUGCCAGGCGGGUGCUUAUGCUGCUGAGCUAAAUUCCUAGCCCCUAAAAAGGUCUUUAAAGUGCAAAAAAUUUAAUUUUUUUUUAAAGACAGGGUCUUACUCUGUAAUUCAAGCUGCAGUGGAACUCACUGGAUACCCCCAGGCUAGUCUGAAAUUCAUGGCAAUUCUUUUGUCUCAGCCUCUUGAGUCUGGGAUUACAAGCAUGACCACCAUACUAGGCAAAAGUUUUUAAUUUUGAUUAAGUCUAAUUUAGCUAAGCUUUUUUCUUUUUUGCUUGUGCUUCUAGUGUCAUAUUUAAAAACCAUUGUUUAGUCUAAGGUAAUAAAGGUUUAUGGGUGUGUUCUCUUCUGAGACUUUCGUACUUUAAGAUUUAAAUCGUUGCCCCAGUUUCAGUUAUUUUUUUCAUGUGUUGUGAAGAAGUCCAACUUUAUUUAUUUAUCUGUUUUUUUUUUUUUUUUGUCUUUUUCCUUUUUAUCGGUACCAGGGAUCGAACUCACAACUGCCUGCUUUCAAGGCAAGCGCUUAUGCCGCUGAGCUAAACCCCCAGCCCCUAUCUGUUUAUUUUUUGAGAUACUGUCUUGCCCAGUAGCUCAGGCUGGCCUAGAAUAUGUGGUAUUUCUCCUGCUCCAGCUCUUUUUUUUUUUUUUUUUUUUUUUUUUUUGUCUUUUUCCUUUUUAUCGGUACCGGGGAUCGAACUCACGACUGCCUGCUUGCAAGGCAGGCACUUGUGCCGCUGAGCUAAAUCCCCAGCCCCCGUCCUGCUCCAGCUCUUAAGUGCUGAGAUUAUAGGGUUGUGCCAGCAUGUCUUACUGUUCUUUCUUUUCAAGAUUUUUUUUUUUUUUUUUUUUAGCUCUUCUGGGUCUUUUAUGGUUCCAGGCGAAUUUAAGGUCAUUUUAUCAAUUUAUACCAAAAAAUGCUGAAAUAUUUACAGCUUGUGUUGACUCUGUAGAUUAAUUUGAGAAUAUUGUAAUCUUAAGUAUUAAAAACAAGCAGAAAAACAAUAUUGUCUUGCAAUUCAUGAACAUGGUAUGUCUUUCCAUUUCUUUAAGAUCUUCUAGUUCUUUCGACAAGUUUGUACUUUUUCUUGUACUUUUUGUUAAAUUUGUUCCUGAAUAUUUUAUUAUUUUUGAUGUUACUGCAAAUGGAAUUAUUUCCUUAAUUUCAAUUUUGAUUGUUCAUUUAAUAAAUAGAAAUAAGAUUUUUGUAUGCCAAUUUUA
Cavia porcellus (domestic guinea pig) is the source of this 2445-nucleotide messenger RNA. It is a transcript of the gene Acyp1, whose product is annotated as acylphosphatase 1. Lineage: Eukaryota; Metazoa; Chordata; Mammalia; Rodentia; Caviidae. The transcript is spliced from 3 exons. The coding region runs from base 183 to 590 and encodes 135 amino acids. Gene Ontology annotation, molecular function: acylphosphatase activity. The record is from RefSeq and is a predicted model, not a curated record.